ACCCCUGAAGGGUGCUGGGGGGGUCCCCAAAACCCGAGGGGGGGUCCCUCAUACCCUGGGGGUCCCCAAAACACAGGGGGCCCCCAAUGUAAGGGGACUCCAAAAUACUGGGGGGGGUCCCCGAUUUGGUGGAGUCCUCACAUCCCAGGAGGGGGUGCCCAAGCUCUGGGGGGGUCUCCAAAGUUUGGGGGACCCUCAAUCCUGGGGGGUCCCCAAGUUCACUGUGGAUCCCCAGAACUUGGGGGGAUCCUCAAAAUUUGGGCAGGGUCUCAACACCCCAAGCCCCGGAGGCCUCCCCACAUUGUGGGGUCCCAUCCAUUUUGGGGGGGUUCCCAAAUUCAAGGGGGUUCCCAGGACUUGGGGGAGGGGGUCCCCACAAUUUUUAAAGGUCCCCUUCACCCCCCCCACCCCGAUUUUGGGGGCCCCCCCAUCCCUAUGUACACGUGGCGAGGCCCCCCCCGGCUGGGGGGGGGUUGUGCUUCCGGGGGGGCCCCGCUGGGGUUGGGGGGACCCCCGGAGAGGGGGGGCGGUUUUGGGGGGGCCCCCCCGUGCGGGGAGGUGGGGGGGGCUGGUCCAUUUACAUCUAUAUUACAAGGAAAAUGUGUCUCUUUUUGGGGGGGUCCCCAUUUCCCCCUGCUGCGGGGGGACCCCUCAGUUUGGGGGGGUGUCAGAUCCCCCCACCCCCGGCUCGUUGCUGCCGAGGCCGUGGGGGCCCCCCCGGGAUGGCUUUUGGGGGGGGCCCCCAGAACAGGGAUGUGGAACCCCCCCAAAACCCCGGGGUGGGGGCACGAGGGGGGAUCCAUGAGAGGUCCUGGUGCAAGGUCCUGGUGCAAGGCCUGGUCCUCAUGCGAUGCCACUGCCUUGCACAAACGCGGAUCCAUGUUCAAGGCCUGGUCCUUGUUCAAGGCCUGGUCCUUGUUCAAGGCCUGGUCCUGGUUCAAGGCCUGGUCCUGGUUCAAGGCCUGGUCCUUGUUCAAGGCCUGGUCCUGGUUCAAGGCCUGGCCCUCGUGCAAGGCCUGGUCGUUGUGCAAGGCCCGGCCCUCAUGCGACGCCACAGCCACACACAACCGCGGCUCCUUGUACAAGGCCUGGUCCUGGUGCAAGGCCUGGUCCUGGUUCAAGGCCUGGUCGUUGUGCAAGGCCUGGCCCUCAUGCGAUGCCAAAGCCUCGCACAACUGCGGCUUCUUGUACGAGGCCUGGUCCUUGUUCAAAGGCCUGGUCCUAGUGCAAGGCCUGGUCCUAGUGCAAGGCCUGGUCCUGGUGCAAGGCCUGGUCCUCGUUCAAGGCCUGCUCCUCAUGCAAGCCCCAGCUCCUUGUGCAAGGUUGGGUUGUGGUGUGAGGCCGUGACUGUGAUGGUGCUGCCGGCUCUUUGUGCAAGGCCAGGUCCUUGUGCAAGGCUCUCACAUGAGGCCGUGACCACGGUGACGCUGCCGGCUCCUCGUGCCAGGCCGGUCCCUCAGGCGACGCCACGGCCUCGCACAAGCGGCCUUGCACAACCAUGGCGCCUCGUGCCAGCCCAGGCUGGGCCAUCCCCUCCGGGCGCUGCUCAGGGCUCGCUCCUCAUGUGAGGCUGCUGGGGCUCCUCGAGUGGCACCGGACCCCCGUGCGAGGCCACUCCCCCCUUGCCCCGCCAUGAGGACAAACCCCGGUGCCAGGGAGCCGCAGCUUGAGGCCGGAGCCUCGCACCAGGCCUCGUCCUCGUGCUGGGGGGUAUCUUCGCUCGGGGCCAGACCCCCGUGUGCCCCCACAGCCUCGAGCAAGGAGGGGUCCCCGUGCAAUCCCUGCCCCCCAUGUCCCCCCCUCCGGCCACGUCCUUGUGCCAGGCCGGACCCCCUGGCAAAGGGGGGGUCCCGCCAUGACCUCGGACCCCCUGGCAAAGGGGGGUCCUGCCAUGACCUCGGACCCCCUGGCAAAGGGGGGGUCCCGCCGUGACCUCGGACCCCCUG
Messenger RNA from Catharus ustulatus (Swainson's thrush), 1946 nucleotides. RefSeq lists its product as uncharacterized. Lineage: Eukaryota; Metazoa; Chordata; Aves; Passeriformes; Turdidae. The transcript has 2 exons. The record is from RefSeq and is a predicted model, not a curated record. Bases 436 to 1347 code for a protein of 303 amino acids.